Pelodiscus sinensis (Chinese soft-shelled turtle) is the source of this 1410-nucleotide messenger RNA. Lineage: Eukaryota; Metazoa; Chordata; Testudines; Trionychidae. The record is from RefSeq and is a predicted model, not a curated record.
GAUAGCCAGCCUGCAAUGCCAGGGUGCACUCCAACGUUCUCCAGCUUCAAAGAGUUGAGGUUCCACCACCUAGGCCAGCUGUCAGGCUGCUGGGACAUGUCUGCGUGCCUCCCCUCAGGGACCAUCCCCCGCUGGAUCCCUCACACCCAGAGUCUCUGCAGACCAGCACAGGCCAGUAGGGGUCACCCACAGCACAACACAGCAACCAGUGUGGAUCCAGGGCCACAAGAGGGUACAGCACACCCACUACAUCACAUUGUGCUGCUUGCUGAGGCACCCCAGAAUCCUGUGUGUGCGAAGGCAUUCAAAAGCUUUGAACAACUGGCCCGUCAGGACGACGAGAGGAGGCAGCAGGAGCUUGUGGAGGAGAUGAGGAAAAGGGAGGAGGCAGCAGCGGCAGCUGAGAGGACGCAAGUGCCCGCCGUGGCUCAGGAAAUUGAGAUUGACUCAGCAGCAGAGCCUGCCGCUGGCCCAGAUGGUGGGGCAGCUGUCAGGCCUCAGGAGUCCACCGCAGCAGAGGAGCCAGCCGAAGCGGUGGGCAGCUCUCCGGUAGCAGAGCCCCCAGGAGCUGCUGCCCCCGUGGAGUCCCAGCCACCUGCAGUGCCCAAAUGGUGCCAGCUGGUCACCUGGAGGGACUCUGGACACAAGAGGCUUGGAUUUGGGAGACAGGAGCAGUUCCAGACCAACCCUGACAGCUACAACGGAGCCAUGCGGGAGAACUACGCCUGGUCCCAAGACUACAGCGACCUGGAGAUUAAAGUGCCGGUGCCCAAGCACAUUGUGAAAGGCAGGCAGGUGUCGGUGGACCUCAGCAGCAGCUCCAUUCGGGUGGCUGUGCUGGAGGGGAGCUGCCAGCGUGUCCUCAUGGAAGGGAGACUCACCCACAAGAUCAACACGGAGAGUUCCUUGUGGAGCCUGGAGCCAGGGAAAUGCAUCUUGAUCAGCCUGAGCAAGGUGGGGGAGUACUGGUGGAGCGCCAUCCUGGAGGGCGAGGAGCAGAUCGACAUCGAUAAGAUCAACAAGGAGCGCUCCAUGGCCACGGUGGACGAAGAGGAGCACGCCGUGCUGGACAGGCUGACCUUCGACUACCACCAGAAACUGCAGGGCAAGCCCCAGAGCCACGAGCGGAAAGUGCACGAGAUGCUGAAGAAGGGCUGGGACGUGGAGGGCUCCCCGUUCCGGGGCCAGAAAUUCAACCCUGCCAUGUUCAACAUCUCCCCCGGGGCCGUGCAGUUUUGAGGACGCCCAGCGAGGAAGGGAAAUCGGAUCGGAGGCCAAGGCCAGCGCCUGUGUGUGUAACCUGCUAGCGUGGGGGCUUCCCCCUCUGCCGCCCCCACCCCCGCGUGGCGCCCGGCCGCCCCUUGCUCCUCGGGCGCUGUUUGCAGACAGCUGGCGGGGCGGGGGCGGGGC